AUGGCUGUCUCUUUGGCAUUGAACUGGAACCUUCCAGCAUCUACACCUCUUUUCGAUGAGAACAGUCCGCUACAUUCCGACGAAAAGCAGGGACCAAAUGUGACAGCUGCUCCCACUACUGAUGCUGGAUCUAAUGCACCUGGAUCAUCUGAGAGCAACCCACGUCAAGCAGAGAAUGCUACCGUCAAUGGAAUAGGUCAAUCUGCGCCCAACACAGCCGGAUCGGGCAUAGGAACAAAAACAUAUGCUGCUGCUGCAUCUUCUUCGCAACCUGCUUUUCCUCAAAUACCAAUGCCAAGUUACAGCGGAGCGGCAACGAGCUCGCAACCCGCCUAUGCUGGCAAUGUGGCAAACGCAUCCCCCUAUGAUGGCACAAAUACUUGGUCUGGGAAGUCGCAAACGAAUCAUGCAGGAAUACCGCAAUCUUUCGUGUCCGAGGAUGGUAGAAGAAUACGUUCAACGUCUGGUCCUCAAAAGCCUUCACAUUUGACGUAUAAUGAUACGUUACAGCAUUAUCCAGUCCCUCUACCCGCCGCGGCUCACAGUAGGUCUGCUUUACCACCAGGAGCAAUGCAUCCAACUGGAUUACCACAUACGGCAAGCAAUCCCUCUUUGAACUCCAACAAGGUAUACCAUCCAUAUAGGCGAACGACCAAAGGAUCGGAUGCUCCGCAAGUCAGUUCUGCAUUUACAGCUGGUCGAGGACCUCCAGUCUUGCCAAUGCCUGGACAAGUUGCUCAAUCCUCUUCACGAAUUCGUGCAUCAAGUACGAGCUCAAGCAGUACAGCGCGGGGCGAAGGAAAUACUUCACGGAUUCCGCCUUCUGCUGCGCCUAUUACAUAUUCAUCUGUUGCUUCAGGUGUAACAAAAGCUCCUGUACUUUCUAGUGCAACUGGUCAACUGCCAACGCCACAAGCUUAUCAAAGUCCAACUAAGGAAGUAUCACCAGUCAGUCCAAUGGAUAGCAAGAGUUCGUAUCGCGAGAGGUCAGGGUCAUCUGAGUCAUUCAAGUCUGCCAACUCAGACGUACAGACGCGCAAGACAUCAGUUUCUUCCCAAUCGAGCUCCAUUGAUUCUUCCGUGAAUGGAAAUACAGGUAUGAGCAAUGGUCGUUCUACUCCUGUACCACGCAAGCCAGCACCCUCGCCGUUAUCCAAGGGUAAUUACAACGAUGAAGACCCAGCCAAUAGCGAUGAUGAGAACACGAUUGGUGGCAGAACAACUCCUACACCAGGUGACAAACAAAAGAAAGGUCUUUCUGGCAAACUUCGCAAAGCUCUUUCGCUAUCCACUCUUCAACAAGUGGAAGCUGCUGCUGCUGCACCUGAUCGAGCUUAUGGAGGAAGGACAAAUGUGAUGACAAAGCGACCUGAUGGAAACCAUUACCCUCACGCUUCUUUGGAUACCAAUGGUUCUUCUGGUAGCACACGUUCUACUUCUCCUCCUCGUACGCCGGAUAACGGAGCACCCAUCACAGGUUCAUCCGCCGCCUCCAUCAGCUCGCGGAGAAGCACACGACCUCCAAUCAGCGGAGGUGAAAAUGCACCAAAGAGAAGUAUCUUUAAUCGAAAGUUCAACUCUUCCACGGAUAAUAUCUCAAUCUCAUCAACAGUCUCAAGUGCUUCGAUGAUGUUACGAAAAGUGGGCAACCUUGGAAAGCUUGCUCGAAGGAGUAACAUUAAAGGCAUCACAAACAUGUUCAACAAAGACAAGGACAGCGGCAAGGAAGGCUUGCAUAAUGAUGACUUUGGUACUUUGCCAACUUCAAGCCAACACGGUAAGAGCCAAAGCACAAGUUCGAACUUGUCUGAGUCAUCAAAGCGUGACGGCUUGAACGCCAAGAAAGGCAGUCCUGCUACAGCUUCAGUCUCACAUGCUACCGUGGAAUUGGAAGCAAGAAACAAUAAUGGCAGCAAUGACGUUGGUAUGACACCUGCUGCAUCGUAUGUUCGACAACAUCAAUUGCAAAUGCAAAUACGUGCAGAGAACGAACGAAUCGCAAGAGAAAAGGCCGAAGCGGAACGGAAGGCAAUGAACAAUGCAACUGGAAAAGCAAAGACGACGGACGACAUGAAUAGCAGUCAAAAGACCAUGAUUGAGAAAGAGAAGGAGCGGUUGAAGAACAAGCGUAGCAACAAGGGAGGAUGGCGUAAGCGUCUUGUUGGCUCUUUGGGAGGUUCAGGUGAUAUGCAAGAAGCAACUGGAUUGGAGACGAUGCCAUUGGAAGAUUCGAUGAAUCAACAAGGCCCAAUUCACCCAACCGGACAUUCGUACAACCCGCCUACAGGUGUUGGAGCUGCACCUUCAAUUGCUUCCAGUGCAGGUCCUCACAGUGCCGCAGCCAGUUUCAAUGAAACAAGCUUUGAUUCUGCAUUCGAUGAAGAUGAUUUGGAGCCACCGCAAAUGCCCGUUGUCAAUGAAGGAUACGAGUCAGGAGAUGAUUUCGAAACGGAUAGUUUGCGUCAUUGGGGUGAAGGCAUAGAACGUUCCCGUGAAAGUGCUGCCAAGAUCAAAUCUGUCAAGGGUAUCUUGAAGAACAGUACGUCCUUCAAUGAGCAAAUGAGUGCUCAACAAUUUGGAUCGGCAGGCGCGGUUGAAAAGCCAUUUGCUGGACGAAUCCGUGCAAAUAGCUAUGAUGCACCGCAAAAUACGACAAGUCAUCAAAGUUCCGUGCCACCUAUGUCUCAAAUGACUACUUCAUCUGCAUCUACCGAUCGCGUAGACGGGGUUGCAAAACCAUCUGAAGAGAACACGUCUGUAGACAUUGUUCCAGCCGAUGAACGUGCCAAAUUGGGAGGGGCAACUACGCCCACACAAGGAUCGAGUAGCAAUUUGGGUCAUCACCCCAAUUCAUCCAUGCCAACACUGUCGUUGAUGAUGAACCCAAACGCUUCAUCGACAGGACAGAGGAGUAUGACAGCUCCUCAAGGAAGGAAACGACUUGUAUUCGCUGAUGCACAUAUUUAUCAUUCCACGUGGCCUGCGCAUGUGUAUGAUAGACGUGGUGAGCUAGCAACUUGUAAUAGGCUCACACCUCUGUUGGCACAACGUAUCAAGGAAGAGUUGAAUACGUACAAGAUGGAAGAGAUGGCUGUUGCACCUUCCAGUCGUAUCCAUACACACUUUUUCGUUUAG
Molecule: messenger RNA, 3135 nt
Organism: Meira miltonrushii
Lineage: Eukaryota; Fungi; Basidiomycota; Exobasidiomycetes; Exobasidiales; Brachybasidiaceae
Exons: 1
Coding region: 1-3135 (1044 amino acids)
Source: RefSeq, a predicted model, not a curated record